Messenger RNA from Erythranthe guttata (spotted monkey flower), 1764 nucleotides. RefSeq names its product protein NUCLEAR FUSION DEFECTIVE 4. Lineage: Eukaryota; Viridiplantae; Streptophyta; Magnoliopsida; Lamiales; Phrymaceae. Gene Ontology annotation, cellular component: membrane. The record is from RefSeq and is a predicted model, not a curated record.
CGAAAUUCCCAACCCAAACACCUUCUUCCCUUUUUGCCCCCCUCUUCAGCAUUUCAAUUUUCAUCUCUCUACAAUGGGAUUCGAAUAUUCGCCGGCUUCCCCCACCGGAAAAUGGCUCGGCUUCGUCACCGCCAUAUGGGUGCAAGCAAUUUCAGGAAACAACUACACCUUCUCAAAUUACUCCGACGCCAUUAAAUCACUCAUGGGGCUCACUCAGCUCCAACUCAACAGCCUCUCCGUCGCCAAAGACGUCGGAAAAGCCUUCGGCAUACUCGCCGGACUCGCCUCCGACCGCCUCCCCACCCCCGUCAUCCUCCUCAUCGGUGCAAUCGAAGGCUUCAUCGCCUACGGCGUACAGUGGCUCGUCGUCAGCCGUCGGAUCCAGCCCCUCCCUUACUGGGUCAUGUCUAUAUUUCUGUGUAUGGGAGGAAACAGUACAACGUGGAUGAACACGGCGAUUCUGGUCACGUGCAUUCGCAAUUUCCGUAAAAAUCGGGGACCGGUUUCGGGGAUUCUGAAAGGCUACGUCGGACUGAGCACGGCGAUCUUCACCGACGUCUGCUCGGCGUUGUUCGCCGACGACCCUGCGAAAUUCCUGAUGAUGCUGGCGGUGGUCCCGUUCGUCGUCUGCCUCGGCGCCAUAUUCUUCCUCCGCGAGAUCCCGCCGUCGUCCACCGCCGCGGAGGAGAAUGAAGAGACAAAAUACUUCGCCGUAAUCAACGUCGCCGCCGUAGUCAUCGCUCUCUACCUAUUGGCCUUCGACGUGUCGGGGACGCACGGCCGCCUAUUCUCGCAAGUUUUCGCCGCCGUACUCAUGGUUCUGUUAGCUUCCCCUCUGUCGAUCCCGAUCUACCUGGCGGCGAAGAAUUUCAUCCGUUCCGGCGGUAACAAAAAAGUAGACGUCGAGCAAACCACAGUGACGGAGCCGUUACUCGCCGCCGUCGCCGCCGCGGCGGAGGCUGAGAAGGAGAAGAAAGUCGAAACGACGUCGUUGGCAACAGAGAAGAGGAAGCCGGUAUUGGGAGAAGAGCACACGAUAAUGGAGGCGCUGAGCACGGUGGAUUUCUGGAUCUUAUUCGGGUCGUUUCUGUGUGGAGUUGGAACGGGUCUAGCAGUGAUGAAUAACCUGGGCCAAAUGGGUCUUGCACUCGGGUAUUCGGAUGUAUCCAUGUUCGUUUCUUUGACCAGCAUUUGGGGAUUUUUCGGUCGGAUCUUAUCCGGGUCAAUUUCCGAAUACUUCAUCAAGAGGGCCGGAACUCCAAGGCCCGUUUGGAAUGCAGCUUCUCAAAUUCUAAUGGCAGUAGGGUAUAUUGUGAUGGCAGUGGCUCUGCCAGGAUCGCUAUACGUCGGCUCUAUAGUAGUCGGAAUUUGCUAUGGGGUCCGCUUAGCUGUCACUGUUCCUACAGCCUCCGAGCUAUUCGGGCUCAAAUAUUACGGGCUCAUUUACAACAUUCUUAUCCUAAAUCUCCCUUUGGGCUCGUUCCUCUUCUCGGGCCUGCUAGCUGGCCUUCUGUACGACUCUCAGGCCACGCGCACAGCUGGCGGUGGAAACACGUGCAUUGGGGCCCACUGCUACAGGCUUGUUUUCGUUGUUAUGGCUAUUGCCUGCGUUAUCGGGUUUGGUCUUGAUGUUUUGCUGUCUAUCAGGACCAAGGGUAUUUACAGAAAGAUCUACGCUAGCAGAAAAUCGAAGAAGUCUUCGGUCUCUAGUGUUAGUUGAUCUUUAAGAUGGAACUGAUGGAAAUUCCAUUAUUUUUUUCAUUU